Messenger RNA from Talaromyces atroroseus, 846 nucleotides. RefSeq lists its product as hypothetical. Lineage: Eukaryota; Fungi; Ascomycota; Eurotiomycetes; Eurotiales; Trichocomaceae. Gene Ontology annotation, molecular function: protein binding. The record is from RefSeq and is a predicted model, not a curated record. Bases 1 to 846 code for a protein of 281 amino acids. The transcript has a single exon.
AUGACCGAACAUGAGCCGGAUAUGCCGUUGACGGCCGCAUCGGAGACUGCCCACUCGCCCGCCGAGUCGUCAGAGCCAACAGGAAGGAAAAUAAACUCUGCCGAGGACAAGGUAGAAGACGGGCGGGGUGAUGGUGAUGGUGACAAGCAAGAAGGUGAGAGUGGGUUUGAGGAAGGAGGGGAAGAAGAAGAAGAAGAAGAGAAGGAAGAAGACAAGAACAACUCUGAAGGGCCACCAUUGCCGGACGAGGAGGUUCCGCCACUUCCUGAUGAAGCGCCUCCAGGCCAGGGGGUGGAGGGUGCUGGCUCUGAUGAUGGAUGGGAGCCUGUCUGGGAUGGGAACGCUCAAGCAUAUUAUUUCUACAACCGGAUUACCGGUGUAUCGCAAUGGGAAAACCCCCGUGUGCCAGCAGCGUCGGCGGCAGGUCUCGCGGCCGGGGAAGGACGACAGCAGCGAGAACAACACACUGCGAUUGUGGGUGGCUACAAUCCUGCUAUCCAUGGCGACUACGACCCCACAGCUCCAUAUGCGCAGCAAUAUGAGCCAGAUACACAGGUGCAAGUGACCAGUGGAAAUUUAGACUAUUCAGCUACAGGGACCUUCAAUCGGUUCACAGGCAGGUGGCAAGACGCGACGCUGGCGCCGGAGAAUUUCAACGAUGAGAACAAGUCUCGACGGCAGAUGCACGCCUACUUCGACGUCGAUGCCGCCGCCAACAGUCACGAUGGCAGAAGCCUCAAGGCCGAACGCAGUGGUAAGAAGCUCAGCAAGGCAGAAGUGAAAGCUUUUCGCGAGAAGAGGAGAGAACGGAAGGAGGAAAAGCGGCGAGCUUGGUUACGAGAUUGA